This is a messenger RNA of Oreochromis niloticus (Nile tilapia), 6153 nucleotides long. It is a transcript of the gene tacr1a, whose product is annotated as tachykinin receptor 1a. The record is from RefSeq and is a predicted model, not a curated record. The transcript is spliced from 5 exons. Gene Ontology annotation, molecular function: substance P receptor activity. Bases 403 to 1695 code for a protein of 430 amino acids. NCBI's taxonomy places the organism in Eukaryota, Metazoa, Chordata, Actinopteri, Cichliformes, Cichlidae. Gene Ontology annotation, biological process: positive regulation of flagellated sperm motility; G protein-coupled receptor signaling pathway. Gene Ontology annotation, cellular component: plasma membrane; sperm midpiece.
AGAAGCUCUCUUCAAAAGCUGGUGUGCAGCCGCUCAGUCGGAGCAGAGGAGCAGCGGGAGGACAGCACACAGACAAGGAGAGAGACACAGACGGAGCUGAGCUGUUAAAAUUGCCAGACUCGUUCUGGUGCGCGUAAAAGACGCCUUUCUGUUUUUACGCACAGCAAAAAGGGGGAAACGUGCAAAGAUUAAUAUGGAAGUUUCGACUUCAAAUACUUUUUCUGAUUCGUUGACUUUAUUAUUUGUAGGAGAGCGGACUCUCCGCAGACUACAACUGUACACUUAGAAACGAGCGUGAAGCUUUCGGAAACUUUCCAACAUUCACUUUGCGUUUGGAAUCGUUAACUUAGUCGUGUAAUUAAUUGGGGUUAUUUAGUGACAAUUUCGCUUGUAAACAGUAAAAUGGAUCUUUUAUUUAGUACCACCAAUGCGCCAAAUUGGACCAGCAGCUCCAAUGACACCAAUAACGGGACCAUUUACUGGAACCAGUUUGUGCAGCCGGUCUGGAAAAUCGUCCUCUGGGCCAUUGCCUACAGCUGUAUAGUUAUCGUGUCCGUAGUAGGUAACAUCACAGUCAUCUGGAUUAUUAUGGCGCACAAACGCAUGAGGACUGUCACCAAUUAUUUUCUCCUGAACCUCGCGUUCGCCGAAGCGUCCAUGUCUGCAUUCAACACGGUGAUCAACUUCACCUACGCGGUGCACAACGAGUGGUACUUUGGACUCGACUACUGCCGCUUCCACAACUUCUUUCCGAUCGCGGCUGUGUUUGCCAGCAUCUAUUCAAUGACUGCCAUCGCUCUGGACAGGUACAUGGCCAUCAUCCACCCUCUGCAGCAGCGCAUGUCCUCCACAGAGACCAUGGUGGUGGUGGGUGUGAUCUGGGUUCUGGCUCUGCUCCUGGCUUUUCCUCAGUACUACUAUUCCAACACGGAUGAGGUCUAUGGCCGAGUGGUGUGUUACAUCGACUGGCCAGAAUACACUGUGUUUGACUUCAAAAAGAUGUACUACGUGUGUGUGGUCAUCCUCAUAUAUUCCUUUCCACUGCUGUUGAUGGGUUGUGCUUACCUGGUGGUGGGACUGACACUCUGGGCCGGUGAGAUCCCUGGGGACUCUUCUGACCGCUACAAGGAGCAGCUGACUGCCAAACGCAAGGUGGUGAAGAUGAUGAUUGUGGUGGUAUGUACUUUUGCCAUCUGCUGGCUGCCCUACCACGUCUACUUCCUGCUGCAGCAGUUCUUCCCCGAAAUGUUCGAGGAAACGUACAUCCAGCAGGUCUACCUUGCUAUCAUGUGGUUGGCCAUGAGCUCUACCAUGUACAACCCCAUCAUCUACUGCUGCUUAAAUGACAGGUUUCGAGCUGGGUUUAAACAAGCAUUCUACUGCUGCCCCUGCGUCCCUCAAGGCUCCUAUGACGGCCUCGAACUCAAGUCCACUCGCUAUCUUCAGACCCAGACAAGUGUUUACAAAGCCAGCAGGAUGGAGACCACCGUGUCUACUAUUCUACAGGUUGGGAACGAUGUAGAGCAGCCCAAGGUGAAAGUUAUAGGAGGCCCAGGGCCUAGCGGGGCUGUGGUUGAGGCCAGACCACACAGCUCCUCCCUGGACCUCACCUCAAAUGGCUCAUCAUCCUGGAGUGUCUCCAAAACAGUGUCAGAGAUGUCGAGUUUCUACUCCAGUAGCAACCUGGAGGAAUAGACUUCAAGUGCAGGCAGCAUUUUUCUGGACAGCAGGGAGAGAAUGUAAGUUGAGUGAUCACUUUGCUGCUUUUGCCUGCGUGUGUUUAUGAAAAGUACAGCGGGAAUAUGUGAGUUUGUCUGCCGGUAAAUGUGAGUUUUUAAUGAACACAUUUCCAGUGCGUUUGCCGGAAUGUCAUGCUGGGAAAUAUUGUCCCUGUUCACAGAACUGUAGUUUCACCUAGUUAUCCAAUUCAGAGCUAAUGGUCGGCUGGCAUUCGUAGGAUUUGCCAGGUGCCAGAAAGCAAUGGCGCGAGCUUCAACAACAUGAGCACAUGCCAGUUUCAAAAAGCCAACUGAAACCGACGGUAGCGCCUCCAUUCUUCACAGCUUGUGCAUGUCCCCCCAGUCAUCUCUCAGAGCAGAGAGAAGGUUCACACAUGCUCCAUCACGUAGGCUGCGUGACUUCUCACAGUCUAUUUUAGAGCGAAGCUGUCACACGAUGCCAACACACUGCUAUAAAAACAGCGACUUCUCCUUUUAACAGAGGGGUUUUCUCCAAAGAGACAAAGCUUGGGUUUUGAAAAAAGUGAAGGCAACCUGUUUUAAACAGGAGUUCUCUAACAGACACUGGAACACAGGCAGAUGUGGGAUUUUAGUUCAAAGGGUCUCCCACAAGGGGAGAUAAGAACUGUAAACAACAAAGGAAAAUCUACUCCGAACUUGCCAGCUCUGUCUCCCUGAGCAGGACUUCAUGAGCAGACCAACAUGCAGAGCAAGCGCCUGUCUGAUUGAAGAAGCACUCAAAAGAUCCUCUGCAGGUGUUGCUGAAAAGUUCUGGCAAUCAGCAUAAACACCAGCAGUGUGGGACUCCCCCAUCAUCAGGCUACUCAUUGACUUCAGCAGCUGGCAGCACCAUUUCUAGAAAACAGAGGCGCUUCAGAUGCUAAAGAGGCUGCUGUUUCAAGAGAAGGCAAACAUUUUAAAACCCCACAUGCCCGAUAUGAACCCUUAAAUGAUGUGAGCCCACCGUUAAAUCUACUCAACACAGUCCGGAAAAGAAAUAAUCGAGUGUUCUGCAGAACUAUUUGUAGUCUGUUUAACAUGCUCCUCCUCCAUCAGACACAUAACGCUUCAUUGGUGAACUGAAAGCCAGGCGCCGCUUUCAGAGUGUAAAACUUUUUUGGAAAGUUUUUUUUAGCUGGCACCAACAUAAAAUGAUCUUUUCAAGCAAUCGUUCACCCUAAAAUCAGAUUUAUUGGGCUUUCAGUUCUGGGCGUUCCCUGGGAUAAUCCAGCAAACCACUUCAGUUUCACUUUGUCUGUUAUGGUCUUUUAUUUUCUUAUAUUUCUAUGUUAGCAUUAUCGUUUUCUCCCUACACUGUUUUGGGCUGAAUCUGGUACAUUAUGUGGGUAGACUCCAUUGUUAAAAUGGCCGAAGUGAACUUUAACUUCCUUUGCAUGAGGUGUCACUGGAAGCUUGUUUCAAAUACUGUUUAAGCUGUCAGUCCAAAAUGUAAUCCAGCUACAACAGGACACAAGUUAGUAUCAGGUUUAAAGUUCUUUGCAGACUUUUUGUCCUUGGAUGUGCAGCUUGUUACCUGUGGCUCUUUAAUGUGCAGUAAUGCACCUUGCUGCUUUUCAUAAUGUCUGAAACAAAACAAAAAAACAACCAAAAACACACACACACACACACACACACACACACACUACACAAAAACCAAAAAGACAUAAAAACAAAAUUUUCCUUUUGGAUCAGGUGAUCCUGAAAACCCACAUUAGUCACACUGCAAUAGGUCUCGGCUGCUGAGGGAUUCCCAUGAUGCAUUGAGUGUUUCUUCUUCAAUCACCUUCUCCACUCACUAUGUGUUUAUACACCUUUCUGCAUUUAAUUAUUCCUGUUAAAAGGGAGUUUUUCCUUCCCACCGGUGGCUGUGUUGCCAAAUAGUGGGAAGUUGUUGGGGUUUUCUUCAUUUUUUUUAUAUUAUUGUAGGGUCAUUACCUUAUAAUAAAAAGCGCCUUGAGGGAACUGUUGUUGUGAUGUGUCGCUAUAUAAAUAAAAUUGAAAUCAAAAGCCCACAAGGACAAACUGUCAUUACCUCCUACAGCAGUAAACACUCAAAUGUCUACAUAUAACUGCUGUAAUAACAAAAUGCAGUGAGGUGCAAAGCUAUGGUGACACUGUUCUCACAGUAGAAAAACUGUAAAUACUUUUAACAACUGUAAUGAAAUUUUAAGAUGUUUUUUUGCUGCUAUAGCUGUGAAAGAGUUCACACUGCAGGAUAUUUGUAUACAGAUAUUCUGCAGUGUUCUUAACAGCUAAAUUCACAACAAUUUACAUAUUUGCUGGAUGCAGAGCAAACACACAGCCUCAGAUACGCACAUCCACAGCACUGCAGAGCUAUCACUUAUCAGACAAGAACACACAGAGCAAGAAAGACUAAAUCCAUUUGAAGUAUUUCAGUGAUUUUUUUUUUAAACUGAAAGUAAGUAAACCGUUAUUGGCAUUUUUUUUACUUGCUAUGCACUGAGAAUCAAUUCACUGCUAUCACAUACUGAACACAGUAUGGAGCAGCCCUUGGUUAAAUAUGUUCCAAGAUGGAUAUUGUUUUCAGUGUGUGCAUACAACACGUGUACACAUGACCAGAGAGUGAUCACCUGCUGACACCCAUCAAUGAUUUUCGUACAGACGCACAUACCGCUCACAUGCUCCCCGCUGAUUGCUGGUCUAUUCUCGGCACACAAGGCCUGUUGUUAUAAAUUCCAGUGUCAGCUGACUUGAAAGUGAGAAGCUGUUGUGAAGCAACAUAACUACAUUGGAUUCAAUAAAUUCUGUCGCUUUUUUCACCGCAUUGUCUUGUUGACAGUGAACCAUACAGCAUCUAACAUGCACACUGUGCACGAAUAACAGAAGGUCACAUUCAGUGCGGGGAGGGAAAAUGAAAGGCAAAUACCAGACGUGUCAUCACCCGAGUUAACAUUCCAGUGUUUCACCGUGGCAAAGCGGCUAGUAAUAAACCCAACAUAGCUAAACAGAGUCAUCGGUUGAGUGAUAAGACCAUCAGAAUAAUAGCUUUGAGAUUUCAUAUGCACAUACCGGACAGCCAUGUUGAGUGACAGUCCAGUGCAUCUACUCAAAAGGAAGAAGAUUCAAAGAAGAAUAGUUUUCCAUUAAAUUAGCAUGCUUGUCCAGCUAAGGCCCCUGGUGCUCACAUUCACACCUACACACCAUUUAGAAUCACCCGUUACCCUAACAAGGAUACAUUUAGACUGUGGUGGUGGUGAUGGGGUUCAAGACAGGUACAGGAUGUAUUAUUCUUUUUUUAUGAAAGUACAAUGGCAGGUGCUGUUGUACCAUUCAAAGAUGGUACAAUAAUACCACCGACCGCCAGCUCUGACAGCAGAUAUGUAACCAAGCAACAGAAAACAGGUGUGACCGUAUUCUGCACUGGAUAGGAAAGUUAGGACGGAAGAAUGAGCGGAAGCGAAUGGAUGGAUGGAUGGAUGCCUAAAUAUCUAAAUAUUUGUCUCAACAAAUCAUGUCAACUAUAUCAGUUGACUAAUUGGCCUCAGUCUGCCAUGUCUGAAUAAAAAAAGAACUGGAAAUCACACUGGAAAUUGCAAUAACUACAAUUUGCAGUUGCAUCACCAGGACAAGUAUUGUGUUUCUCAUUUGAGUCAACUAAAGUAAUGAAUUCAUUUCAAUUCAGUUCAGUUUUGUUUAUAUAGCAACCUCUGACAGCCAUCUGCUGCAUCUAGUUGGGGGGGAGGAAAGGAAGACAGGACAAACGAGAAUUGGAAAGCUGUGUAAAAAUGUCAAAUAUAUUCAAUAGUUUAAACACUUAUUUUAUUUCUCUGUAUUGCUUGAAAAUUUGUUUUGAAUUUGACAGCAACAUAUUUUUUUUUUUAAAUAAAGUUGGGAUGAUGGCAACAAAAGGUUGAAAAGAUAAGCAGUGUGAAAAUCAGCUGGAGGAAUAUUUUGCAACUAAUUAGAUUAAUUGGCAGCAAGUCAGAAACAUGACUUCAUACUUCCUCAGAAGUAAAGAUGGACACAGGUUCACCAGUCUGCAAAACAACUGUGGAACAAUUUCAGAAUAAUGUUUGUCAAUGUAAAGCUGUGAAGACUUUGAUUAUCUCAUCAUCUACAGUACAUAAUAUCAUCAACAGAGUCUGAGAAUCUGAAGAAAUAUCUGUGUGCAAUGGUCAAGGCCAGAAAUCAGUGUUAUAUGAUCUCUGGGCCCUCGGGUUUUCUCAUGCAAAAUAGAAGUCGAACGUGAACAUGAUCCCUGCUGUUGUCAUAGACAGCAGUGUGUGUCAUUUAAAAUGGCCAAGCAUAAAACUUCAACAUAUUGAAAUGUCACACAUCUAAUUGGCUUUCCUUACAUUAUCAGAUACUAGCAGCGGCAAAAAAAUACGCCUGGAGAAUUAAAGUGUUUCAAGUUUAAAGAAUGGUGUAGUCCAGCACAAGACGUAUAUACAUA